Messenger RNA from Iphiclides podalirius (scarce swallowtail), 201 nucleotides. NCBI's taxonomy places the organism in Eukaryota, Metazoa, Arthropoda, Insecta, Lepidoptera, Papilionidae. The record is from the annotation of a GenBank genome assembly.
AUGGCUGGAGGCGGGAUGGGCCAGGCGAUGGGGGGCUACUACGGCGCGGCGUACGGCCCCCUGGGGGCGAGCAUGGCGGCGGCCGCAGCCGCAGCGGCCCAGCAGAACGCCAUCUCAGCCGCGCUCACGCCCAACGCACAGGUACGUAGCGACGGCAAGUUAGAGCACCCAAACAGACCGACAGCAAAAAAGAUGACGAGG